This is a messenger RNA of Sardina pilchardus (European sardine), 7057 nucleotides long. It is a transcript of the gene ralgapb, whose product is annotated as Ral GTPase activating protein non-catalytic subunit beta. The record is from RefSeq and is a predicted model, not a curated record. The transcript is spliced from 34 exons. Lineage: Eukaryota; Metazoa; Chordata; Actinopteri; Clupeiformes; Clupeidae. Bases 172 to 4878 code for a protein of 1568 amino acids. Gene Ontology annotation, biological process: activation of GTPase activity; regulation of small GTPase mediated signal transduction. Gene Ontology annotation, molecular function: GTPase activator activity.
GACGACAGGGCGGAAAGGCUUGUCCAUGUCAGUGGAUUUUCAGCGACAAAGAUGAUGUUUCCGAGGUUCAUUCGUCGGUCCAAGAACUUGUGCUGAGAAGACACCGAUGUCUGAUAUGUCAACCGUUCUCUCAGACGCAGGCUGUUCUUGGAUCCAGUAGAAGCCACAGUCAUGUACUCCGAGUGGAGGUCUCUGCACCUGGUGGUCCAGAACGACCAGGGCAACGUGAGUGUCCUGCACUCCUACCCGGCGCCGGUGGGACGGGAUGUGGCCAACGCCGUGGUCCGGCCCCUGGGAGCCAGCCUGGGGGGCUCCUCGUCCGAGAGCUUUCUAAAGACAGAUAAAGAGGUGAAAUGGACUAUGGAGGUGCUGUGCUACGGCUUGACCCUGCCUCUGGACGGUGACACGGUGAAGCUCUGCGUGGACGUCUACACAGACUGGAUCAUGGCCCUGGUGUCCCCGCGAGACUCCAUACCUCAGCCCAUCAUCAAAGAGCCCAACCUCUAUGUCCAGACCAUUCUCAAGCACCUGCACAACCUCUUCUUGCCAAGGCCGGAGCACUACAGCCCGAUGCACUUCCGCUUGUGCCAGCAGGUGCUGUGUGCAGUCCAGAAGCUGGCGCGCGACUCCUCCUCCAUGGUGCGCGAGACCUGGGAAGUGUUGCUCCUCUUCCUGCUGCGCAUCAACGACAGCCUGCUCGCGCCGCCCACCGUAGGAGGUGGCAUUGCAGAGAAGCUGGCGGAGAAGCUGAUCAGCGUGCUGUUCGAGGUGUGGUUCCUGGCCUGCACGCGCUGCUUCCCCACGCCGCCCUACUGGAAGACGGCCAGGGAGAUGCUGGCCAACUGGAGGCACCAUCCGCCCGUGGUGGAGCAGUGGAGCAAGGUCAUCGCCGCCCUCACCUCCAGAUUAUUGCGGUUCACGUACGGCCCCUCGUUCCCGCCGUUCAAGGUCCCGGAGGAGGACGCCAACCUCAUCCCCUCCGAGAUGGACAACGACUGCGUGGCCCAGACAUGGUUUCGUUUCCUGCACAUGCUCAGUAACCCGGUGGACCUGAGCAACCCGGUGAUCGUGAGCUCCACGCCAAAGUUCCAGGAGCAGCUCCUGGGGGUGAGCGGGGUGCCCCAAGAGGUGGUGCAGCACCCCUGUCUCAAGCAGCUGCCCCAGAUCUUCUUCCGCGCCAUGAGGGGCAUCAGCUGCCUGGUGGACGCCUUCCUAGGUGUUGCGGUUUUUAAGAGACUCGAGCUCCAUGAAAAGCUGCCCUCCUAUGGGUUACAUGAGCUUUCUUCCACAGGAGCCUCCCUGUCUCGGGGCUAUAUACGGGACAGACUGCCCUCUUUAGGUGUCGCGGUGUCUAGGAACAAUUUUCGAGACAGGCUGCCAUCUUAUGGAAUAUCCCGCCCCCGUUCAGACAGUGCCCCUCCCACGCCUGUGAACAGGCUCAGCAUGCCUCCGGCCCCCACCACCACCAACACAACGCCACCGCACAGCCGCCGGCACCGCCCAACCGCCGUUACCAAGACCACCAGCAAGGCCUCAACGACGGGACAGUCCAAAGUGUCGCACCAGACCUCCUCCUCGUCAUCUCCUCUGUCCAGCCCCAACCAAACGAGCUCAGAGCCGCGACCCCUCCCCGCCCCGACAAGGCCUAAGGUCAACAGCGUCCUCAACCUGUUUGGCCAGUGGCUGUUUGACGCUGCGCUGGUCCACUGCAAACUCCACUCAAGCCUGAGUAGAGACAGCAGCAUGACUGCUCUAGCCACUCAGGCGGGGGUCGAGCUGAGGAGGAAAGGCUCUCAGAUGUCCACCGACACCAUGGUCUCCAACCCCAUGUUUGAUGCCAACGAGUUCCCCGACAACUACGAGUCCGGCAGGGCCGAGGCGUGCGGCACCCUGUGCCGCAUCUUCUGCAGCAAGAAGACCGGUGAGGAGAUUCUGCCCGUCUACUUGUCCAGGUUCUACAUGAUUCUGAUCCAGGGCCUCCAGAUAUCGGACUACAUCUGCCGGCCGGUCCUGGCUAGCAUCAUCCUCAACUCGUCUGCUCUGUUCUGCUCGGACCUGAAAGGCAUCAACGUGGUGGUGCCAUACUUCAUCUCGGCUCUGGAGAACAUCCUGCCGGACCGGGAGCUGUCCAAGUUCAAGUCGUACGUGAACCCCACGGAGCUGCGGCGAGCCUCCAUCCACAUCCUGCUCUCCAUGCUGCCCCUGCCCCACCACUUUGGCAACGUCAAGUCAGAGGUCCUGCUGGAAGGGAAAUUCAGUAAUGAUGACUCACUCCACGACAAGGCGGUCACCUUCCUGUCCCUCAAACUGCGAUUGGUCAAUAUUCUGAUUGGCGCGCUGCAGACGGAGACCGACCCAACCAACACACAGAUGAUUCUCGGGGCCAUGCUGAAUAUUGUGCAAGAUUCAGCUCUGCUAGAGUCAAUCGGUGCCCAAGCUGAAGUGGGCAGUUUGGAUGGCAGUCACUCCCUGGCUAAGAGCCACAGCAGAAACAACAGCGGCAUCAGCACCGCCAGCGCAGGCAGCUCGGAGGCCACCACGCCUGACAGCGAAAGACCCGCACAGGCUCUGCUCCGAGACUACGCUCUCCACACAGAUACAGCCAGCGGCCUCCUCAUCCGCAGCAUCCACCUGGUCACCCAGCGGCUCAACUCCCAGUGGCGGCCCGACAUGAGCAUCUCGCUGGCGGCCCUCGAGCUCCUCGCUGGCCUGGCCAAGGUGAGGGCGAGCGUGGAGUCGUCGGACAGGAAGCGCGCGGUGAGCUCGGUCUGCAGCUACAUCGUGUACCAGUGCAGUCGCCCGGCGCCGCUGCACUCCCGGGACCUGCACUCCAUGAUCGUGGCCGCCUUCCAGUGCCUGUGCGUCUGGCUCACCGAGCACCCGGACAUGCUCAACGAGAAGGACUGUCUGAUUGAGGUGCUCGAGAUCGUAGAGCUGGGCAUCUCUGGGAGUAAAUCCAAGACGGGCGAACAGGAAGUGAGGUACAAGGCUGACAAGGAGCACAACCCCGCCUCCAUGAGGGUGAAGGACGCAGCGGAGGCCACCCUGUCAUGCAUCAUGCAGGUGCUGGGGGCCUUCCCCUCCCCGAGUGGGCCUGCGUCCCCCUGCAGCCUGCUGAACGAGGAGACGCUGAUCAAGUACUCGCGCCUCACCUCCACCAGCCACAGCAACUUCCGCUACUUCGUCCUGGACAACUCCGUCAUCCUGGCCAUGUUGGAGCAGCCGCUGGGCAACGAGCAGACAGACCCGUGUCCCUCCGUCACCAUGCUCAUCCGUGGUAUGUCCGGUCGCCACGCCUGGACCAUGCAGCUCUUCCAUCAGCCGCGAGGAGCCAGGGCCAGCCAGAAGCAGGUGUUCGUCCCAGAGGCUCGGCCCACACCAAAGAACGACGUGGGCAUCCGCUUCAACGUCAAGCACAGGCCCUUCCCCGAGGAGGUGGACAAGAUCCCCUUCGUCAAGGCUGACCUCAGCAUCCCGGACCUGCACGACAUCGUGGACAAGGAGGCCGAGUGCUCCAGGAGGCGGAGCUCCACGCCACGGCACACAGAUCCUGCCCUGGAGCUGCAGCACGAGCGUCUGCGCGGGGUGAUGGGGAAGCAGACCGAGUACGAGUCGGCGCUGGAGCAGUACAGCGAGCAGCUCUGGAGGAACCGCAGCUUCCCCGACCCCGACUGCAAGCCGCCGCCCCCCUCCCAGGAGUUCCAGACCGCCCGCCUCUUCCUCUCCCACUUCGGCUUCCUCUCUCUGGAGGCACUCAAGGAGCCCGGAAACAGCCGGCUGCCUCCGCACCUCAUCGCCCUGGACUCCUCCCUGCCUGGCUUCUUUGACGACGUCGGUUACCUCGACCUGUUGCCGGGCCGACCGUGCGACACGGUGUUCAUCUUCUACAUGAAGGCGGGCCAGAAGAGCAGUCAGGAGAUUCUGAGGAACGUGGAGUCGUCGGCUAACGUGCAGAGGCACUUCCUGGAGCUGCUGAUGUCGCUGGGCUGGCCGGUGGAGGUGGGCCAGCACCCCGGCUGGACGGGCAGCGUCUACACCAGCUGGACCAUCAACACCACCGCAAACGGCACUGACCACAGCUUCACCGAUGAGUCAGACUCGCUGGGCGACACGGGCGGAGGCGCGUUCAACGGCGAGAGGCGUGUGCUCUACUACGCCGACGCGCUGACCGAGAUCGCCUUCGUGGUGCCGUGCCUGAGCGACUCGUCCGAGGAGUCCUCGGAGAACAGCUUCCCCACGGUGGACUCCGACUCCCAGUUGGAGCUCCUGCCCACUCUGCUGAAGCAGCCAAACCAACUCACGCUGGAGCUCUUUCCCAACCACUCCGACAACAUGGGGCCCACACAGCGGAGUCCUACGGUGAAGAGCAAAAAGACUCCCUCAGGCAGAUCCAUUCCUACUCUGGGGCCCGACACUAAAGUGCUGGUGGUUUGGGUGGAGCGUUUCGACGACAUAGAGAACUUCCCUCUGGGCGACCUACUGGCGGAGACUAGCACAGGGGUGGAGACCAACGUCAACAGCAGCACUUCCUGCAGGACCACGUUCUCAGAGAAAGACGUGCCUGUGAUCUUCAUCCACCCACUGAAGACGGGACUGUUCCGCAUCAAGCUGCACGGGGCCAUGGGCAAGUUCAGCAUGGUCAUCCCUCUGGUGGACGGCAUGGUGGUCAGCCGACGCUCGUUAGGGUUCCUGGUGCGUCAGACAGUGAUAAACGCCUGCAGGCGUAAGCGUCUGGAGAGCGACUCGUACAGUCCGCCCCACGUGCGCCGCAAGCAGAAGAUCGCCGACAUCGUCAACCGCUACCGCAACAAGCAGCUGGAGCCGGAGUUCUAUACCUCGCUCUUCCAGGAGGUCGGAGAGGGCAGCCUCGAUCCUUAACGCACACACACACACACAUUCACUACAAUCCUGGAAAAUGCAAAACAAGGACACACACACACCCAACCAAACACACACUCAAACACUCAUGAGCGAGCUCCAAUGCUGGAGAACAGGCCGUUUUGUUUCCGUUUUCACCUACUUUUCUCAUAUACAAACAGUACUGUACCUGUUGGAUUUUAUUGCUGUCAUUCUCUUACAUGAACACACACACACACACAGACACACACACACAAACUCACACAAACAUACAUACAAACACACACAGAGAGAGCGAGAGAUAGAGAGAGCCCAUUCUCCAAGCUGUUAAGUUUUAUUAAGAGUUUUUUUUUUCCUGCAAUGUCAUGUUCCAGACAUGACCCAGACUACUGUAUUUUAGUUGAUCUUUUCUUUUUUGCGUGUUUGUGUGUGCUAAUGAUGUCUUGUCAGAGAGAGAAGGAUAACUGUUAACACUACAAUCCAUCAACACGAGGUGCCAUCGACUGCGCUGUCUAGUGGACUGUUAUAACACGUGGGUUUAAUCUGAAAGCGUGACUGCUGCCAGCAUCACAGCCGUGUGUGUCUCUUUCAUUUCCUAACACGGAGAGACAGACACGUUUAUUUGUUUUUGUUUUGUUUUUGUUAUUUUUUCCUUCCUUGUUUUCCAUCAACCCAUGUGCCAGUAAACAUUGAACUCUUUAGUAGUGUAAGUCUUGUUGAUUUGGAUCUCAGGUAGUUUUGUUCCAUGUGUUGUUGUUGUUGUUGUGUGUUGGCACGUCAGCUUCAGCUUCAAGUGACUGUGCACUCCACUGGCCUGGCACUCGGCCUCUGAGGGCACCCUUCACCCUCUGGGUCUGAGGGCACCCUUCACCCUCUGGGUCUGUGGGCAUCCUUCAGCCUCUGGGCUCCAGGUCACAGGCUCCUCUUGCACUUACAAACAUGACUCUUUAUUUUUGCUUUGAAGACACUGACUGAUGACUGAUACCAGUGUUGCCAUUGUGGGUUUCUGUGGGGUUGAUCAGUUCUUUUUUUUGGUGCCAAGACUGAAACCUCAAGUAAGUUCUUCCAGUUCACUAGAACGAGUGGCAUGGUUUGUGGAGGGGAUAUCUAUAUUUACUGUAUGUGUUAAGCUUUUUUUUUCCCCUUUCACAUUUAUUUGGCUUAGGCUACAUCUAUAAAACCAUGAUUGGAUUCACAGUGAUUUCUGUCACAUUUCUCACAGCCAAGUGGCAUGAAUCAUUUCACUUUUUGUAUUAAUUAAUUAUCGUCUUUUUUAUUAUUUUUCCAUUUGACUUAUGAAGCAAUUUGAACCAAAUACAAAGGGCUUGAUUUCCCCCUGUUGUUUUCCCUUUUGUUCAUUUUCUGGACCUCUGGUUUAGCAGAACCACCGAUUAUUGGUCCAGACAUUUAUUUCAUCAUGUAGUUUCACUCAUUUUUUUUGUUUAUUUAUUGUUGUGGCCAUUUCAAGUGUCUGGUUGCACCCAGCUGUUGUCAAACUUCACUGUUGUCUAGUAUCCAUUUCAGCUGAUAGCACAUCGCAUUGUCGACAUUUCUGCACUAGCGACUGAAAGAGGAGACUUAGGAGGAAAAGAAAAGCUCCACCAUUACUGUACUCAGUCCUGAACGCUCAUACCCUUUUUUCUAAACUAUAACUUUGUUUUCAAAGUUCUCUACUUUUUAAAUACAAAAUGGUCUUUACGGUCCAUAAGGACUGAUUAGAGAGCUACGACUGAAUUUUUGAUGUCGAAAAAAAAAAAAAGACGAGCUGAAAUGUUGAAAUGCCAUGGAGGACCCCUAUGAGCUGGUCAUCUGACCGAAAGAAUUAUGUUUUGAGAAAGCAAAACCUCUAACAUAUCUGUCUAGGGGGUGUGUAUGGCUGUUUUAAAUACAAUUUAUUAUUAUUAAGCCACCUGCUUUAAUAUGAAUAAUGUUAUACACACAUUCUUUUGUCAUUUGUUUGAGAUGAUUUUUCUCUCUGCUGUUUUCUGUAAAUAUUGGAAGCAUCAUCUUGUAUAAAGUUGGAUGAUAUGUACAUAUGAAAGUGUGGAAGUUGAGUUCACUCAUCCGAUCUUUGCUCUUUAGGAAAGGCACAAAAAACGCUUGUUUGUAUUUAUGCCUAUUAUAUAUGUGUCCAAAAGAAACACAUUGAAUAUUGAAUGUAACACAUGUAAUGAAUAAAGAUUUUAAUUAACUUCUUAAA